UCACAGAUAGGCGGCACUAAUAUGCAGCACUGAUAGGCGGCACCGAUAGGUGACACUGAUGAUGGGUACUGAUAGACGGCACUGACUGGCAUCACUGCUGGGCACUGACUGCUGGCACUGACUGGCACAACCGAUGGGCACUGACUGGCAGCACUGCUGGGCUGCACUGGUGGGUGGCACUGGUGGGCAGCACUGGUGGGUGGGCACAGGUGGGUGGCACCGCUGGGUACAGGUAGGUGGCACUUCUGGGCACAGGUGGGUGCACUGCUGGGCACAGGUGGGUGCUCUGCUGGGCACAGGUGGGCGGAGCUGAUGGGUGCACUGCAGGGCACAGGUGGGCGGA
Molecule: messenger RNA, 343 nt
Organism: Staurois parvus
Lineage: Eukaryota; Metazoa; Chordata; Amphibia; Anura; Ranidae
Source: the annotation of a GenBank genome assembly